UCGGCGGCGUCGAAGAUAAACAAUAGUUGGCCGGCGAGCGCCGAGAGUGCCUCCCGCCGCCGGAUUCGGCGGGCUGCGUGGGACCGGCGGGAUCCCAGCCAGCCGGCCAUGGCGGGGCUGUACUCGCUGGGAGUGAGCGUCUUCUCGGACCAGGGCGGGAGGAAGUACAUGGAGGACGUUACUCAGAUCGUGGUGGAGCCCGAGCCGACGACGGCUGAGGAGACUCGCUCGCCGCGGCGCUCGCUCUCGCAGCCGGCGGCUCCGCGGCAGUCACCGCCCGCCCUUCCUGGGAAAGGCCCAGCGGUGGCAGCCCGAGAAGCCCGCGACGCUGCCGCGGACGCCGGGGCCUCGCCGGCUGCCGGCCGCUGCUGCCGCCGCCGCUCCUCGGUGGCCUUCUUCGCGGUGUGCGACGGCCACGGCGGGCGGGAAGCGGCACAGUUCGCCCGGGAGCACUUGUGGGGUUUCAUCAAGAAGCAGAAGGGCUUCACCUCGUCCGAGCCGGCGAAGGUGUGCGCUGCCAUCCGCAAAGGCUUCCUGGCGUGUCACCUCGCCAUGUGGAAGAAACUGGCAGAAUGGCCAAAGACUAUGACAGGUCUUCCCAGCACAUCAGGGACAACUGCCAGUGUGGUCAUCAUACGGGGCAUGAAGAUAUAUGUAGCUCACGUAGGGGACUCAGGGGUGGUUCUUGGAAUUCAGGAUGACCCGAAGGAUGAUUUUGUCAGAGCUGUGGAGGUGACACAGGACCACAAGCCAGAACUUCCCAAGGAAAGAGAGCGAAUCGAAGGACUUGGUGGGAGUGUAAUGAACAAGUCUGGAGUGAAUCGUGUAGUUUGGAAACGACCUCGGCUUACUCACAACGGACCUGUUAGAAGGAGCACAGUUAUUGACCAGAUUCCUUUUCUGGCAGUAGCAAGAGCACUUGGUGAUUUGUGGAGCUAUGAUUUCUUCACUGGUGAGUUCGUGGUGUCACCUGAACCAGACACAAGUGUCCAUACUCUUGACCCCCAGAAGCACAAGUAUAUUAUCUUGGGGAGUGAUGGACUUUGGAAUAUGAUUCCACCACAAGAUGCCAUCUCAAUGUGCCAGGACCAAGAAGAUAAAAAAUACUUGAUGGGUGAGCAUGGACAAUCUUGUGCCAAAAUGCUUGUGAAUCGAGCACUAGGCCGCUGGAGGCAGCGAAUGCUCCGAGCAGAUAACACCAGUGCCAUUGUAAUCUGCAUCUCUCCAGGAGUGGACAAUCAGGGAAACUUCACCAACGAAGACGAACUCUAUCUGAACCUGACUGAUAGCCCUUCCUAUAAUAGUCAAGAAACCUGUGUGAUGACUCCUUCCCCAUGUUCUACAUCACCAGUCAAGUCACUGGAGGAGGAUCCAUGGCCAAGGCUGAAUUCUAAAGACCAUUUACCUACUCUUGUUCGUAGUAAUGCCUUCUCAGAGAAGUUUUUAGAGGUCCCAGCUGAGAUAGCUCGAGGGAGUGUCCAGGCCAUGGUCAGAUCGUCGAAAGAUCCAGAGCCAUUUGAAGAAAAUUGCACUAAAGGCCUGACUGUAAGGACACACGAUUCUUUGAAUAAUAACUUGUCUGUUGGCCUCGUGCCUACCAAUUCAUCAAACACCAUCUUGGACCAGAAAAAUGUCAAGAUAGCAACUCCUGGUCAGAUGAAAGCCCAAGAAGUUGAAAGAACCCCUCCAGCAAACUUUAAAAGGACUUUAGAAGAAUCCAACUCUGGCCCCCUUAUGAAGAAGCACAGACGAAAUGGCUUAAGUCGAAGCAGUGGUGCUCAGCCUGCAAACCUCCCCACAACUUCACAACGGAAGAACUCUGUUAAACUUACCAUGCGACGCAGACUUAGGGGCCAGAAGAAAAUUGGAAAUCCUUUACUGCAUCAGCACAGGAAAACUGUUUGCGUUUGCUGAAAUGUUAUCUGGGAAAUGGGGUUUUUCCAAACUUAGGAUGUAAUAGGGCUUUUAAGUUUGGUGCCGAACUUGAACUUUUUUUAAAGGGACAAAAUAAAAAGUAUACAGUUUGACAUUUUGGAAUUCAACAGUUUUAUCCUGGCCUUGUACUUAUUUGUAUUAUAAAUGUGAAUUUUGUAGAUGUUAGGGAAUAAGUUGCUGUAAAAUGUGUGUAAAUUUGUAUUCUUCACACAAACUCAGUUUCUUCCUCCAAUACAUAGUAAUUGUGACAACAGGGCUAAAUGUUUUAAAAAAAAUCAGAAGAGUCUAUUAGAUUUUAGAAUUGCAUUUAAUCUUUUUUAAAAUGCUUAUUAAAAAUUUGUAUAAGCCACUUGUGAUGAAACCUACACAACUUUUUAAGGUAAAUUAUUAAGCAGAUGGGAAAAGUGAUGUAUUUUCAUAGUGACUUGUGUUCCACUGACUGUUUCCUAGAGACUACUAGUGUCUUUUAAAAGUUAUUUUUUAUUUCUAAUUUCCUAAUUCAGAACUAAAUUUUUCCUAGAAGUGUUGAGCCAUGCUAAUAUAGCUGGAUGGUAAUCUCCUUGUCCCAAUUAAAGUACUAUGCAGUAUCUUUCUUAGUAGCAUUUUUCUAAAACAUUAAUCAGAUAUAUUCACUAAUCUUUGGCAUAGAAGGAGGUAUGUUUGCCUGAAACAGUGCCCUUCUUAAUUUUCCCAGGCCAGUGGCAUUAUUCAGUCUUAAAGUAGUUACCCAUUCUAGUGUUUGCUUAAAAUAUGUGAAGUUUUUCUUGCUAUUUCAAUAACGGAUGGUGCUGCUAAUUCUCAACAUUUCUUAAAUUAUUUUAUAUCAUACAGUUUUUAUGGAUUAUAUAUGAGUAUAUGUUAAUUCAUCUAAUAAAUCAGUGACUGUUCUCAUGUUGCUGA
Lepus europaeus (European hare) is the source of this 2835-nucleotide messenger RNA. It is a transcript of the gene PPM1D, whose product is annotated as protein phosphatase, Mg2+/Mn2+ dependent 1D. Gene Ontology annotation, biological process: protein dephosphorylation. Gene Ontology annotation, cellular component: cytosol; nucleus. Bases 109 to 1914 code for a protein of 601 amino acids. The transcript is spliced from 6 exons. Gene Ontology annotation, molecular function: cation binding; mitogen-activated protein kinase binding; protein serine/threonine phosphatase activity. The record is from RefSeq and is a predicted model, not a curated record. Lineage: Eukaryota; Metazoa; Chordata; Mammalia; Lagomorpha; Leporidae.